Molecule: messenger RNA, 601 nt
Organism: Microcebus murinus (gray mouse lemur)
Lineage: Eukaryota; Metazoa; Chordata; Mammalia; Primates; Cheirogaleidae
Source: RefSeq, a predicted model, not a curated record
UCAGCAGCCCCCGCCGGAGGCAUGGAGUGUCCUUCGUGCCAGCAUGUCUGCAAAGAGGAAGCCCCCAAGUUCUGCAGCCAGUGCGGACACAGACUGCCUCCUCCUGUGGCCCCCGUGGCAGAUCCCGGGCGCAGUGAUGCUGCAGCGGCCCCGGAGGGCGGCUUGGAGUGUGGGGAGGAGGCGAAGGAGGAAGGGAGCUCUUGCCUGUCCCCAGGCUCAGGUGAUUGUCAAGAAAGCCCAGACGAGCCCUGUUCCGAAGCCCCUUGGACUGUCCAGCAGGUGAGUGCGCCGCCCCGCCUCCCCGUUCCCUGUUCUCGCUCUGCACGGAGCUGCCGCCUGGUGCAGUUUCAUCCGUGGCUGAGCAAGGUGGGCGCUGCGUCUCCCUUGCUGGCCCCUGUGUCCCCACGGCGUCCUCUCCAGGGCAGCCGUGCUGCACAGCUGGCCCCCGCAAUGCCACUGCUGAACCCCGCCCUCUGGCCAGAGCAGAGCGGCCCCUUCUGCGCCUGACGAGUCCGUCGCCAGAGUCUCUGGGUUCCAGGCCUCUGGAGUCCCCGCCUUCCCCGUCCCUGCACAGGCCCCGACACUGUGCGUUUCCGGGAAG